Messenger RNA from Aspergillus homomorphus CBS 101889, 282 nucleotides. RefSeq lists its product as uncharacterized. Lineage: Eukaryota; Fungi; Ascomycota; Eurotiomycetes; Eurotiales; Aspergillaceae. The coding region runs from base 1 to 282 and encodes 93 amino acids. The record is from RefSeq and is a predicted model, not a curated record. The transcript is spliced from 2 exons.
AUGGGUACCUUCUUCAAAACAACGCCACACAUCAACCCAGCCUCCCUCAAAAAGCCCAGCAGGUGGUACCUCCCCGUCAUGGCCGCCAUAGCUCUCGGCUUCGGCGCCUACAACCACUACACCGCAGAAAGUCAUACCCCAGUCUCAACCCAGCAAAAGCUCCUGGCCCAGCAAGCAGAAGAAGAGCGACUGCGCAAGAACCGCGCGCUGAUGGACGCGUACGGCGAUAAGGAGACGUUGCAGGAUAUUGAGCGCGCGUUGGUGGUUUAUGAUUUGCAGUGA